UGACGGACACGAACAUUCGAGUCCACGGCUGGUUAUCUAACUAACUGUCUUGUAGUUUUAAAAAAGAGCUAUAGUUUGCAGUCACAAAGUAGUAAACUACGAUACCCUUACCUAGGUUCCUCUCCCCAGCUUCCUCUAUCGUUAGCUCCAUUGGCAAGGUCCAACAAUAUCCGUCAUCACUGAGGUUAGAACCGCUGACAAAAAAUGACAGAUACAAAGCGCCUUGCAUUCUCCAUCAUUCAGUUUCUUCACAAUCAACUCGACAGUGGAGGCUUAUCAUCAGAUGCGCAGGAAAGCUUAGAAGUUGCUAUCCAGUGCUUGGAGACAGCUUUUGAUGUCUCCAUUGAAGACAAGAGUUUGGCUGUCGCACAAACAUUGCCAGAGAUUUUUGCAACUGCUUCAGUCACGACACCCCAGAUAAAUGUCAACUCUGUCCCAUUCACACCAACUGAGGAGGAAGUUGCUGAGGCAGAGAGGCUCAAAACAGAAGGAAAUGACAGAAUGAAGGAGGAGAACUUCAGUGAAGCAGUGGAAUUCUACUCAAAGGCCAUUGAGAUAAACCCGCAGAAUGCAGUUUACUACUGUAACAGGGCUGCAGCAUACAGUAAACUGGGAAACUAUGCAGGGGCUGUACAGGACUGUGAACUUGCCAUCGGAAUUGACCCCAACUACAGCAAGGCAUACGGCAGAAUGGGGUUGGCUCUGGCAAGUUUAAACAAACAUACAGAAGCUGUAAAUUUCUACCAGAAAGCACUGGAGCUGGAUCCAGAAAAUGACACCUAUAAAUCUAACCUAAAAAUAGCUGAGCAGAAAAUGAGGGAAGCACCAAGUCCAACUGUUGGAAUGGGUGGAGCUGAUCUGGCAGGUUUGCUCAGUAAUCCAGGGUUCAUGAAUAUGGCUUCUACUCUAAUGAGCAACCCACAAGUACAGCAAAUGAUGUCAGGAAUGAUGUCGGGGGCUUAUGGUUCAACCGCGGCAACAGUUGCUCCAGGGCCUGGUGGUGUGGGCCCCGGUGACCUCUCAGGCCUCAUCCAUGCGGGCCAGCAGUUUGCACAGCAGAUGCAGGAGGAGAAUCCAGAGCUGAUUGAACAGCUGAGGAACCAGGUUCGCAGUCGGCCACCUAGUUCUAGCAAUGAGGAGCAGCAUUGACAUUUAAAGUGGUAAACGUUUGUAUGAAGAGAACUGAAGACAGACUGUCCUUAUAUUAUGUUAAUUACUUUUGGAACUCAAGGUAUAAAAAUGUGUAUCAAGUUAAUGCUUGCAUGUUUGGCUACAUUUUAAUGGCCAGUCUUCAAAGGAAAUGAAUGCUGAACUGCAAGGAAAUGUAGAUCUAGGAUAAGCUGUUUUUACACAGAAUGGAUUAGAUGAAUGUCAACUCAAAUAUACUGAAAUAUGUCCCAGCAGUCUAGAACAUGGUUUAACUGUUGUAUGUAAUUAAGUGUAGUAAAUCAAGUCAUGUAACUCAGCAGUUCUCUGACAAUAUAAAAGCUGUCAAGCUGUGUAUGAUUUGAUUAAAAUACUGGAUUUUUUUAAAAACCAUGUAUUUGUACAGAUAUUGGAAAUGGCAAAGGAAUACAUUUUCAGUGCUGUGAACACUGAAAUGAAAUGACAAAAUUGCAAAUUGUUUUUUUUUAAUGGUUGUCAUAUUGUCGUUAACGAAGAACAUUCUGAAGUUCCAUGCAAGUGACGAGUAUGCUGCCCCUUUUUACUAUGAUGUUUUGAAACCUUCCUGUUGGAUCAGACAAUUUGACUUGGUUAUUUUUUUCUCAUUUUGUGAUUAAAAUGAUAUAUAAUCUUUAAAAUGUCUGACUCCUAGCCUGUGUUAAAAUAACUUUGGUUAACAAUUAAUUUUUAGUGUGAACUACCCACUCAAAUACUUGGAUACAUGGCUGUGAAACCUAAAGUUUCCAUUUAGAUCUUCAGCUAUGGUUUUAUUUUAAAUAUAAAGUCUGAGCUCCUUAUUAAAAUAUCAGAAACCGUGUAUGGAUCUAGUUUAACAACUGCUUUAGGGUUUUUUUAUUUGUUCAGGGUUUGAGUUUAUAUUGGUAAUCCUGAUAUUCAUGUGCCACCCCCUGAAUUAAUUAGUGAUACAGUGUAUUGAUGUAGUAAUUAAAAUGUGAUAAUCAGAAAAUUUAUUAGCAUAUAUACGAAAUUAAAUUUGAAAUUACUGGAAUAAACACAUUUGGGCAUUUG
Molecule: messenger RNA, 2193 nt
Organism: Anguilla rostrata (American eel)
Lineage: Eukaryota; Metazoa; Chordata; Actinopteri; Anguilliformes; Anguillidae
Gene: sgta
Product: small glutamine rich tetratricopeptide repeat co-chaperone alpha
Exons: 12
Coding region: 205-1149 (314 amino acids)
Biological process (GO): post-translational protein targeting to endoplasmic reticulum membrane
Cellular component (GO): TRC complex; membrane
Molecular function (GO): molecular adaptor activity; protein binding
Source: RefSeq, a predicted model, not a curated record